Molecule: messenger RNA, 3948 nt
Organism: Trichomonas vaginalis G3
Lineage: Eukaryota; Parabasalia; Trichomonadida; Trichomonadidae
Exons: 1
Coding region: 1-3948 (1315 amino acids)
Source: RefSeq, a predicted model, not a curated record
AUGAUUUCUUCAUACGGAACAGUUCUCUUCCAAAAGACUAUUGAUGUCCUUGUUUCCCAACGUGUAACCGAUAAACAACCUUUUAUUGAAUCGAUUCUUCAGUCUCCAACAGUUGACGAAUAUAUUUUAAAGAUUUACGAGCGCUCUAACUCACUCGUUGAUCAAGUUCAGGGCGAAAAGCUAUUCCUUCUUGCUCUUCUUCUUACAUCCAAGCAUUAUCCAGAAAGUGCUGAGAAGGCCACUGAAUACCUUAACCAGAUUGCCAAGUACACCAGAAUCUUAUCUAACUAUGAUGAUUACCAACUUUAUAACGAAGUUUUCUUCGAACUUGUCACAAAGGCCAAUCCAAACGACACCGAGAUCACAAAACACCAGCUCACACUUGCCACUCUCUCCACAAAGACCCAACAGUAUUGCGGCGAUGCUGUCAAGCUCGCUUAUGUUGAGUACCCACAGACAAGAGAGUCAGUUCACGCCCUUGCAAUGGCCAUUGAGAACCUUGACCUCAACCCAGAAGGCGGCUUAGAGUCUGAACUCAAGGCUAUCAUGCAGCACUUGACAAAUCCAGAAGAACUUCUUGCCGACGUCAACAAAUUCUUACACUCCGAGACACAAGUCGAUGUCGCUUUAGAGUUAAUCCACAAUCUUCUUGAGAAGGUCGAUGCCGAAACGAAAGUUGCCAUCUUCAAGAAGGUCACACCAGAAUUACCAUACAAAUUCUCUUCGUGCUCACCAAGAACUCUCAUGUAUAUCGCUAAGAUUCUCAACUUGAUGCCAAUCCCCGAAGAAUAUAACGAACUUGACAAGUUCAACAUUGCAGUUCAGCUUAGCUUUGCCGCUCCAAACCUUUCAGGCGCUAUUACAUCAUUCGAUGACCCACUUGUCCCAAUGCUCAUCGAAUUCACACAAAAGCGCAAAGAUGCACCAACAUUUGAGAUUGUUGUCAAGUCAUUAGCUCCAUAUGGCGUAAUUAUCUACGCAGUCAACUUCGGCAUCUUCGCUUCAUAUCCAGAUGAGGUCAAGAACGCCCUUAAGGAACCAAAGUUCAUUAUCGAGGCAAUUCACUACCUUCUUAAGAACAAUGCUGUUACAGACGACACAAUCCAGAUUGUUGCCGAAGCAUACAUCAACGCCCUUAAGUCUGAUAUCCUUAAUGACGAGGAGCAGCUUAAGAAGUGCGUCGAAAUUUUACCACAGUUGAACCAAUUCCACGCAAUUCUACUCAAGUUAUUCCUUGAGAACUGCGCUUACAUCAACAACGCCAUUGUUGUCCGCAAGUUCUGCGAAUUCCUGAUCAAGUCAGAAUUAGCUGCCUCAGAGCAAUUCCCACUUGAGACAAUCGGCACACUUGCCCGCUAUCUCAUCAUUGACGAGGAGGAUACACAGACAACAGCUACAGUUUCUAAGUUCCUUGGCAUUCUUGCAAAUAUGGAGUCAAUUCCAUGCCCAACAACAGCAAACAACAUUGCAACAUACUACUGCUCAGAAGGCGACCGCAUGGCCCAGUACCAGGCUUACCUUCUUAAGCAGGCCAUCGCAUUCCCGAACACAGGCUACGAAGCUCUUGCUGCUGGCACACCAAAGCUUACAGACAAGAACACAACAAUUCUUACAAAGAACAUUGAGAACUCCUAUGCCAACCAGAGACUUUACUCUCAAUACUUCAUCAGCCUUUCAAGAAACAACGUCACACAGGCACUUGAGCAGUUCAAGGUUGCCGUCAACGAUGUUGUUCCAGCAUUAAUCCAAUUCACAAAGCCACCACCACCGAAGGAAUUCUACGAUGCCGCCUUCUUUACAAUCCUUUGGCUCGUCCAGAACGUUGUCAAAGAGGAGAAGGAUAUCAAGCUUCUCUUUGCCAUCACAAGGAUCGCAAUCCCAGGACCAGCCAUGACCGACCAAUGCGCUGAUUCUGUCAUCAAGACACUCAAGGCCCUCAUUACUCUCAACAAGGGCAGCAUUCCAGACAAUGUUGUUAAAAAGAUCCUUGACUCCUCAUUCCCAGAGUUCAUCCCAAUCAUGUUCGCUGCCAUCGGAAAGGAGAGAAUCGACGAUGCAAUCAUCACAAUCAUCCAGCACGCAAUGACAAAACCAUUCGGCUACAACUACAGCGAGCAACUCCAGGCAAUUCUCAAUGCCGGCAAGAAAGCAAAGGUUCUCGAGCGCUUCUUCCAGAGAUUCGCCAGACUCGCCGACAGAAACGAUUGCAUCAAGUUGUUAGAACUCAUGGCCGAGGUCGCCAAAGUUGCCAGACAUCUUUCCAUCCCAUACACAUCAACAAAGAAUGACCACGAGUGGAUCGAGAUCAUCAUCCCAUACUCAAUCCAUGUUGAUGAGAAGAUCAGAGGCUACGCAUUGACAAUUCUCAAGAACGUCUACGAAGUUGGCUGCAGUGUCGAGACAUCCGGAUUAGCCCACAGCGAGAUCACAACAAUUGUCCACACAUUGUGGUCAGAGAUUGUCAAGAGACUCGACAGAGACUGCAUCUUAAGAGUUUUCAAGUUCUGCGCAAAGAACUUAGACAAGUCUGAAGCUGCUUCAAUCUUUGCUGCUGCUGUCAUUGAUCACAGACCAGAUUGCAUCGAUGAGAAGGACUUCGACGCUCUCUUCCUUCUCGAGGCAAACACAUUCAUGUUCAACAACAUCUUCGAGUCCCUCAAGAAGUAUUCAGAGGACAACAAACGCAGAGUUGUUGCCAAGAUGUUCGCAAUCGGAUAUCGCCCAAUGACAUUAAGUGUCUUCCGCGCAAUGAUCAAAGAACCUGAUUUCGUCAAGGCCAUCUUCAUCGAAAUCACAGCACAACAGAACCACGACAAGUUCCUCGAGAUCGUUGAGGCAUUCUACGAGACAUCAGAGUUCGAUCCAGUCAUCUUCCUCAUUGUCUUGUCAUUCUACUCAGUCCAGAAGCAGACAAGAAGGAAAGUCAAGGGAUUACAGUCUCUCAUGUCUUCUGUCCUCUCACAACAGAUCAUCAAGUCAACAAUCAUCAACCCACAGAACUUGGCUAUCGAAGACGACCUCCACCUCGCUCUCAAGGACAUUGCAUUCAAGACAUACAACCUCUCUGUCGACCAGUUGAAGGCAAUCGCAGAAAACGCUGAAGCCUAUGUCAAGUCCGGUGAAGACAUGACAUCAAUGACAUUCGGCACAUUGUUUGCCAUCCUUGCAGCACAGUUCGCUGUUCUCAAGACAAACCAAGACCUCUGCUUGACAUUCUACAAGCUCUUCAUCAUGUCCAUUGAGAACGCAACAACACACACUGCUGGAUUCAUCCUCGCCGCAUUCAACCAAGUCACACAGGAAGACAUCAUCGAACAGAUCUCACACGAGUACAAGCAGUCCAUCAUUGUCCAUGCUGCUGCAGCUCUCGCAGAAACAGCUCUUUCUGAGAAGCACAUCGAUGACAACUUGUCACUCAUGUGCUGUGUCUUCUCUAAGUUCGAUGAAAAGGCUGAAGUCGCAGAGAAGGUUUAUGUCGCUCUCGAUGCUGCUUCCAACAAGAUCGCACACCGCAAGGAUAUGAUGGAGGCACUCCUCACAAUCUGCCACUUGCAGAAAGUCAAGUUCACAGAGAAGGGAAUCGCCAGACCAGCUGCAAUCCUCUUGCGCUGCUUCAGUGAGAGAAAGGACAUCGCAGAGAUUGCUUACAACAUCCUUAAGGAGAUCACAGAGAAGGAGACGGUUGAAGAAGUUAUAUUCGGAACAUGCGAAAACAUCGAACGCCUUCCAAAUGUUGCUAACAACUGCGUACUCUCAUGCACAGUUCCAAUGAUUACAGAGAGAACAAUCGAAAUCCUCCACGCUUUGGCUAAGUUCCAGACAAGAAUAUACUCAAAGGCUGCUGGUUUCUAUGAGAACCUCUACCCAAUAGCAUUCAAGGUUAUCGAGGAAGGUGACGCUGAGCUCGUUGACAAGGCUACUUGCCUCCUCAAGUCUUUCGAAAAGUAA